This is a messenger RNA of Frankliniella occidentalis (western flower thrips), 917 nucleotides long. RefSeq names its product alpha-aspartyl dipeptidase. Gene Ontology annotation, biological process: proteolysis. Gene Ontology annotation, molecular function: serine-type peptidase activity. The record is from RefSeq and is a predicted model, not a curated record. The coding region runs from base 147 to 860 and encodes 237 amino acids. The transcript has 6 exons. NCBI's taxonomy places the organism in Eukaryota, Metazoa, Arthropoda, Insecta, Thysanoptera, Thripidae.
UUGAUCUGUCAGCUGAUGAGCUGGUCAAGUCAAGUGUUCAGUCAAGCACUCUUGAGUUGCAACAGUAGUUCUGACUUGUGUGAAGGACUUCAUACUUCAAACAACUUACUGAAUUUGUACCACCAUCUCCAUCAAGCUUGGGCACAAUGACAAGGCGACUCUUAUUAUUGUCAAACUCAACGCUUCAUAAUGGAAAGUAUCUUGAGUGGGCUAAAUCAGAAAUACUAGACUUCCUAAACAGAAAGAAUGUAAAAAAAGUUCUAUUUGUCCCCUAUGCUUCAUUUACUCAUGAUGAGUAUACUAAUGAGGUAAAGAAGGCUUUGGAGCCAUGGGGUUUCCAAGUCGAAGGGAUACACAGUUCACCUGACCCUGUUCAAGCUGUAGCACAGGCAGAGUCAAUUUUUAUUGGGGGUGGUAAUACUUUUCUGCUUCUGAAGACACUCUAUUCAAAUGGAUUGAUAGCUCCCAUCCAGAAACAAGUUUUGGAAAACGGUCUUCCGUACAUAGGUAGCAGUGCAGGAACAAAUGUGUCUACUGUCAGUAUUAAUACAACAAAUGAUAUGCCAAUUGUUUAUCCACCUUCGUUCAUGGCUUUGAAUCUGGUUCCUUUCAACAUAAACCCACAUUAUCUUGACCCUGACCACAACUCUAAACAUAUGGGUGAAACCAGAGAGAAGCGAAUCAAAGAGUAUCAUGAGAUUGAAGAUUCGCCACCUGUUCUUGGACUGAGGGAAGGGAGCCUCCUGGCAGUGGACGGGAAUCAAGCCACUCUUAAAGGACAUUACAGUGCUCGCUUAUUUGUCAGGGGUAAGGAGCCUGUUGAGUAUGACGUUGGCGCUGACCUCAGCUUUCUUCUGUGAACUGACAUUUGUUUAACUGACUAUCACUGCUCACAAUAAAGACUGUUACCUUUCGCA